AUGGCUGAUGAUAUAGACUUUAAUGAUGUUGUUGAAGAUAUAUUUCUAAGCGAAAACACAUUAUGUCAAGACAGCUAUAAGGAAGGUUUCCGGGUUGGCUCUGAGGAAGGGAACUCCGAGGGCUAUCAUUUAGGCUACCACAGAGGAGCUGAAAUCGGAAGAGAAUUGGGAUUUUAUUAUGGUAUUGUUACAAACUAUUUGGAACAAAACAAGUCUGAUUCAAAGCAAGAAGAUAGACUUUCAGAUAAGACAAUAAAACAACUGGAGAAAGUGAAAGGACUGAUUGAUACAUUCCCUCAUAAUAACUCCGAGCAUCAUGAUAUACUGACCCUACUUGAAACUAUAAGAGCUCAGUAUAAAAAAGUAUGUGCUAUGCUCAAAGUAUCAUCCAAUAAUCCAUACGUGGGAGAUAUAUCAUUUUAA
This is a messenger RNA of Papilio machaon (common yellow swallowtail), 423 nucleotides long. RefSeq names its product protein LTO1 homolog. The record is from RefSeq and is a predicted model, not a curated record. The coding region runs from base 1 to 423 and encodes 140 amino acids. The transcript has 2 exons. Lineage: Eukaryota; Metazoa; Arthropoda; Insecta; Lepidoptera; Papilionidae.